Messenger RNA from Prunus avium (sweet cherry), 1834 nucleotides. Its product is annotated as inactive rhomboid protein. The record is from RefSeq and is a predicted model, not a curated record. Lineage: Eukaryota; Viridiplantae; Streptophyta; Magnoliopsida; Rosales; Rosaceae.
AAAAAACAAAAACCAGACUUUGGCAUUCAAAACCUGGUCGCUUCAAUCACUCUCUCUCUCUCUCUCUCUCCUCUCCGCCACUCAUGCCAUGGAAGUAGCCCAUCAAGACCUCGGCUUCGGCUUCGGCUCGGCUAGAGUCUCCUUAACCCCAAUACCGGCACCCUCUUCUACGCGCCGCCUCUCCAGCAGCUUCAAUGAGACGAGUCGACCCGUGCCUGCUCGUCGGAAGCUGGCAUGGGUCUCCCUCGAUGGUCUGCUUGUCAAUGCCGACGAGGCCAGCUCGGCUCGAGCCAUUAAAGGUGGCUUGAACCCCGAGCAAGCCGUGGCUUGGGAGCUGUUUAGCCCCAUCCAGAGGUUCCUCUUUGUUGCCGUGAUAAGUGUCGCCGCUGCAGAGUCGAAGAAAAACCGCCACAUUACGCAGCUAACGAAAUCUGUGGAACUUAGGGAUCAGCUAUUAUCAAGCAUGCAGCAGAAGCUUGACAGCCUGUGCGAGCAGAUGAAUAACAUUAAGGACCACUCAGCAACCGUGGACCCUUCCACCCUCGAAAACGCAGAAUUGCAACGCAAUGAAUCGUUUGGUUCUCAUAAAAUCAAAUUUGUUGAUUGUGGUUGUUGGCUUUGUGAUCAACAUCGUGACCUUCAAAAUGGGUUGGGGAUGGGUAACAAUGUUAUGAAAGCCUCCAAUGGGGAUGAGAUACUGCAAUAUAAAAUGUCUCUCCCAAUUGUACAAGAGCAAGAGGAGCGCCGUAUGUCUGAUUUAUCAGACCUGGCAUCAAGUGUCACUUCUGCUGCAGACAUCCAGCUAAACACCUUAGCCAUUGAACAAGACAUAUACAAUCUCAAGAAGGAUUGUGAAGAGAAAGAUGGGACUAUACAGGACCUAACCACUUUACUCCAGUCAUCUGAAAAUGCUGGUUCAAGGAGGAUUGCAGAGUUGGAAGACAUAAUUCGUAGGAAGAACUCAACGAUUACAAGACUAAAGAGGGACAUGGUGGUUCUAGAACAAAAGGUAGUACACCUUACAAGGCUUCAGAGACCCUCUUUCUCUUCCUCAAACUCACAUGAUAUACAAAUUCCGCACAUGACAGACAACCUCCUUUAUGAUAUGGAUAGUACUACUAGCCCUUCAUCCUCUGAUUCAGACUGCUCUCCUGUGAAUCGAACAAAAGCUCCUCCUAGUUCUGCAUAUCCAGAGGUUCCUCAGGUUCAUGACUCUGUUUCAACAAGCCAAAAACUAGUGCCGGAAAAAGCCUCAAUUUCUAUGGUGAAACCAACUGCCAGUCACAUAAAAUAUCAGUCAUUGAAUCCUCUAAAAGAGAUAACUAUGAAUUCAAGGCCAGUACACUCAGUAAGCAAAAAACCACAGCCAAUGAGUCCAAGGCCAGUACACUCAGUAAGCAAAAACUCUCAGCCAAUGAGUCCAAAAUCUCAACCAGCGAGUCCAAAAUCUCAGCCAAUGAGUCCUAUAAAAAAUUCCAGUACAAUUCAUUCUUCAAGGCCAAGGCAAUUAUCAGCUGGUGCAGAUUCGAGAAAGAUAAUUAAAAGGCGUUCUCUCCCUGGACGAAAGGAUGCUACUCCAGCAACUCCACAGAAGAGAUGGGCUUAGUAAGGUUGAUGUGGAAAAUGAUGCAUGCAAUUUGGAGUUCAUCCAUCCCCGUGGAUGAUACUUUUGAGUAGAUAUAAGAAUCAGGCUAGUAUAUAUGUUAUAGGUGCUGAGAGAUUUUUGAAUUGUCAUGUUAAUGAUGCUGCUGUCGUUAGAUAUAGAAUUGCAGAGCUGCAGAACUUGGGAACAUGGCUCUUUCGGUAGAAGAUGAUCUCAUUAUUUUACAGUAAA